Gigantopelta aegis is the source of this 1434-nucleotide messenger RNA. RefSeq names its product alpha-1,3-mannosyl-glycoprotein 4-beta-N-acetylglucosaminyltransferase C-like. Gene Ontology annotation, biological process: protein N-linked glycosylation. The coding region runs from base 36 to 1349 and encodes 437 amino acids. NCBI's taxonomy places the organism in Eukaryota, Metazoa, Mollusca, Gastropoda, Neomphalida, Peltospiridae. The record is from RefSeq and is a predicted model, not a curated record. The transcript has 3 exons. Gene Ontology annotation, molecular function: acetylglucosaminyltransferase activity.
AUAUUGUGUAUUUGUAUCCAUAAAUAUUGCUCUGAAUGGCGUUGACUAAAAUAUUGUGUUCUAAAUAUUUCCACAUUGUUUCAGAUACUAGACCUGCUACAGAUGGAGUAACAAGGUCACGUACUAAGGUUGACAUGAAAGGAACGCUGGGAGUGAUCCUACCACGAGCUACUUUACUGGCUGGCAUCCAACGUUCACACCAAGUGAGCCUGACAGUGGGAAUCCCGACCGUGAAGCGUGAAGGUGUUCUAUAUCUGCUGGACACCGUCCAGUCACUUGUGAAUGAGAGCUCCCCCCAGGACAGACGCAGCAUAACCGUCGUGGUAAUGCUGGCAGACGUCGACCAAUCACACAACGAGAUGAUUCUAUCGCGGAUCAGAACGAGGUUCCCUGCUGAACUGAAAUCCGGGUUUCUGCAGAUCAUCCGGGCUCCCCUGGAAGAUUACCCGUCACUGCAGAACCUGCGCAGAACGUUCGGAGACGCCAAAACCAGGGUCGUGUGGAGAUCGAAACAAAACCUCGAUUACUCUAGCCUCAUGGCGUUCUCUCAAAACAUCUCGCAAUAUUAUCUUCAGUUGGAAGAUGACGUCAUAGCGGCUCCAUCUUACUAUCGUAAAAUCAUGUCGUUUAUCAAGUCCAAACGCCAAGAAUGGACAAUGAUGGAAUUUUCUGCUUUAGGGUUCAUAGCAAAACUGUACCAAUCUCGAGACUUGAUGAAGCUGGCGAUUCUUCUUCGUACAUAUUUUAACGAGCAACCGUGCGACUUUCUGUUAGAGUACCACCUUCGACUAGAGUUACAGAAGGAGCGGUAUAUACGAAAACCAACACUUUUCAAACACAUGGGCAAGCAUUCAUCCUUAAAAAACAUUACACGAAACAACGUAAAUACAUUUUUUCAAGGCCGUACUAAAGUGUACAAGGGAGACAACCCAGAUGCCGAUGUGCAUACAAACAUGGCGGUUUUUGAGAGUUAUCUCCCAGAAAAUGCUUACAAACUGCAAGCAGACGAUUCAGCCUUCUGGGCAAAAACGCCAAAAGUUGGCGAUACCAUAGAAAUAAUAUUUAAGCGACCUACAAAUAUUAGCAGAAUCGUGGUGGAGACGGGGUUCUCAGACGAUCGCCAACGUGACUGUUUAGUGGGCGCCCGGCUGGACGCUGGGUACAAAGUGUCACGGGAUGUGAAUUUAAAGGGACACUGUACGGAUGUUCGUAACCUUGGCGAGUUUAUCGAUGGUAGGAUUGACGUCACUGUUACCAAGCCGUCCGCAGAGAUCGGCUGUCUCUUAAUUACAGUGACCAAGACACGCAACAAGUGGCUCUUUGUCCGUGAGAUUGCAGUAUUCGUGUAGGUGGGCGGGACGUAUCCCGCAGGUAAAGCGCUCGCCUGAUGCGCGGUCGGUAUUGGAUCUAUCCCCGUAGGUGGGCCCAUUGGGC